UCGGCUACUUGGGCCUGUCUCCGCCCAGCAGCGGGCACUUUGAGUGCCGGGCCUCGGCCCCGGCUCCCGCGGAUGGAAGCGCGCUUUUCGAUUCCACCCCCGGACUGCCGCGAGCACUGUCACUUCCUUCUUUUUGCCACUCUAGUAACUUACUCCUCUACUGGGCUGGCUUUCCCUUAGGGUGUCUGGCCCUGGUCUUGCCCCGGCAUGACUCUCUUCAGGGCGCCGUUGUGGGAGCCUCACGCAGGCGGUCUGUUCUCAUGAAGAUCCCACUGGUGACUCUCCAACCUUGCCACCAUGAACGGGGUCCUGAUCCCCCAUACGCCCAUUGCCGUGGACUUUUGGAGCCUGCGACGGGCUGGUUCCGCACGGCUCUUCUUCUUGUCCCACAUGCACUCGGACCACACCGUGGGUCUGACUAGCACCUGGGCCCGGCCCCUCUACUGCUCCCCAAUCACCGCUUACCUCUUGCAUCGUCACCUACAGGUAUCCAAGCAUUGGAUCCGAGCCCUGGAGGUUGGUGAGAGCCAUGUCCUGCCUCUAGAUGAAAUUGGGCGAGAGACCAUGACUGUAACCCUCAUCGAUGCCAAUCACUGCCCUGGCUCUGUCAUGUUUCUCUUUGAAGGCUACUUUGGAACCAUCCUCUACACAGGUGAUUUUCGGUAUACACCGUCCAUGCUAAAGGAGCCAGCCCUGAGAUUGGGUAAACAGAUCCAUACCUUAUACCUAGACAACACCAAUUGCAACCCAGCCCUGGUUCUUCCCUCCCAACAAGAAGCUGCCCGCCAGAUUGUCAAGCUCAUUCGAAAGCACCCACAACAUAACAUAAAGAUUGGACUCUACAGCCUGGGAAAAGAGUCACUGCUGGAACAUCUGGCUCUGGAGUUUCAGACCUGGGUGGUAUUGAGUCCUCGGCGCCUGGAGUUGGUGCAGCUGCUGGGCCUGGCAGAUGUGUUCACAGUGGAGGAGAAGGCUGGCCGCAUCCAUGCUGUGGACCACAUGGAGAUCUGCCAUUCUGCCAUGCUGCACUGGAACCAGACCCAUCCUACCAUCGCCAUCCUUCCCACAAGCCGGAAAAUCCGCAGCUCCCACCCUGAUAUCCACAUCAUCCCCUACUCUGACCAUUCCUCCUACUCUGAGCUCCGUGCCUUUGUCGCAGCACUAAAGCCUUGCCAGGUGGUGCCCAUUGUCAGUCGACAGCCCUAUAAGGGCUACUUUCAGGAUACCCUGAGCCCCAGGCUCUCUGUGCCCCUGAUUCCAGACUCUGUGCAGCAAUACAUGAGUUCCUCCUCUAGAAAACCAAGCUUUCUCUGGCUGUUGUUAGAAAAGAGGCUAAAGAGGCCGAGAACCCAGGGUGUCGUGUUUGAAUCCCUUGAGGAAAAUGCUGAUCAAUCUCAAACUGACAGGGACUCAAAGAAGGCCAAGAAGGAGAACCUUUCCGGAGACCUUGAGAAGCAACCCUCCCUCCAUCCUUUGCAGAUCAAGAAGCAGCUGUUCCCAGACCUCUGCAGCAAAGCACGGGGUGGGGCCGUCUCCCUCUCUGAGUCCCAGAAGAUGGUGACUGUACCGACUGCCCCCUUGGGUUUUUCAGUGCACUUAAGGUCUACUGAUGAGGAAUUUCUCUCUCCAGAAACUGGGGAGGAAAUUGUUGUAGGGCCCCACUUGGUACCCAGGGGAGACAAGGAUGGCUCAGCAGCCACAGGGAAGCAGAGCGCGUGGAUGGGCCAGGAUUCUCCCCUGUCUAACAGCAGCCAGGCUGCCCCUCUUCUGGCUCCUGAGUUCAGGGGCCUGGCACUAAAAUACCUUCUGACUCCAAUGAACUUGUUCCAGGCAAGGUUCUCUUCCAGGGGCUUUGACCAGCAAGUGGAAAAAUACCAUAAACCCUUGCUAAAGGACAGAGAGGAGAGUACAGAAUGACAACCUUGCUUGAUCCAACACUGCAGUUUUGAAGAUACUGGCUAGUGGGGAGAGUUUGUUUUGGGCCUUACUUUUCUGUCUUCACAGGAUCCUUACAGGCUCAACCUAGAAGCGACACUUCUCAACGUGUGUUCAUUGGAAUCCCAGUGCCUAUGGAAUCCUUAGUUUUAUAGUUGACUGUGUUUAAGAAACACUUUUCAUUAUAACCCCUUC
Messenger RNA from Ceratotherium simum simum (southern white rhinoceros), 2130 nucleotides. RefSeq names its product DNA cross-link repair 1B (gene DCLRE1B). Gene Ontology annotation, biological process: interstrand cross-link repair; double-strand break repair via nonhomologous end joining; telomere maintenance. The record is from RefSeq and is a predicted model, not a curated record. Lineage: Eukaryota; Metazoa; Chordata; Mammalia; Perissodactyla; Rhinocerotidae. Gene Ontology annotation, molecular function: 5'-3' DNA exonuclease activity; damaged DNA binding.